Messenger RNA from Hippopotamus amphibius kiboko, 2312 nucleotides. RefSeq names its product vesicle associated membrane protein 4 (gene VAMP4). The transcript has 9 exons. The record is from RefSeq and is a predicted model, not a curated record. NCBI's taxonomy places the organism in Eukaryota, Metazoa, Chordata, Mammalia, Artiodactyla, Hippopotamidae. Gene Ontology annotation, biological process: vesicle-mediated transport; Golgi ribbon formation. The coding region runs from base 613 to 1038 and encodes 141 amino acids. Gene Ontology annotation, cellular component: membrane.
CAGGAGCAAGCCUUCAGGUGCCCCACCCUGCCUGACUUCUCAGAGCUUCCUCCACCUCCCCUGAAAGCCCGACAGCCGCGGGCUCCCGGCUGGGACCUCGGGAGCCCGCGACUGUCGCUCCUCCUUUAAAGCACUAGGUCGUCCUGGGGAUCCAGGUCUAAACCUGGCGUCCGCCGGAGCCUCCGGGUAGAAAGCGACAGGGGGAAUCGACUCCCUCGACGAUCUCCGCGGCCCGGACCCGCCCCCUCCGCCUCGCGCCAGGCUGCGGAGCGCCGAUCGGCUCGAUGAGCGGGGGCGCAGCUGCAGCGAACCGGCCAACACAGGUUUUGUGAAUAACAUCGCCAGGCUGGGUCCAUCCAAGUCACUUAUUUCCGUGAAACUGCACCAACCAAGACUGCUGAUGAGAGAUGAGGAAGAGGAGUCAGAAAGGGAACGGAGGCUGGGAAAAGGGAAGCCUCUGCCCAGAUUCAAGCUUUUUGUGAAGUGAAAUAUUAGGGGUUUGGGUUUGCUUGUUGUUUGCGUAAGGCAGAAAAGAAGCCAGCAUUUACUAAACAACAGGUGGUGAAGACUUAUUCUACUGGGAAGUAGAAGAGUACUUCUUCAUUAAAAAAGAUGCCUCCCAAGUUUAAGCGCCACCUAAAUGAUGAUGAUGUCACUGGUUCUGUGAAAAGUGAAAGGAGAAAUCUUUUAGAAGAUGAUUCAGAUGAAGAAGAGGACUUUUUCCUAAGGGGACCAUCUGGACCAAGAUUUGGACCUAGAAAUGAUAAAAUUAAGCACGUUCAGAAUCAGGUGGAUGAAGUCAUUGAUGUCAUGCAAGAAAAUAUUACGAAGGUAAUAGAAAGAGGGGAGAGACUAGAUGAACUACAGGACAAAUCAGAAAGCUUAUCGGAUAAUGCAACUGCUUUUAGCAACAGAUCCAAACAACUUCGAAGGCAAAUGUGGUGGCGUGGAUGCAAAAUAAAAGCCAUCGUGGCUUUGGUUGCUGUUAUCCUUUUGUUAGUGAUUAUCAUUCUUAUAGUUGUGAAAUACCAUACUUGAUUUGAUGACAGAUCUUCAUUAAACAAAAUCUGGGACAAUAAUAAAAGAUUGCUGCAUAAUUUAAAUGAAACCCAUGUAUAUAACUUUCAAAACUUUUUUCAAGAAAUUAAGAGGCAAGUAUCACUUCAAAUUGGAGCACUGAGAAUGUCCAGUUAUCUUCUUUCCUUCCAACAAAAUGUGCUUUUAGUAAUUACGUUUAAGGCAGAUAACCAGCCUCAGUGUUGCCAUAUUCCAAGGGUCUAAUUUGAAACUAGAUACUUGCCAGUUCAUUAUUUGUGAAUGUAGUUGAACACUGAUAAUGAUAUAUCAUACUGUUGUUUUAACGGCAUAAGGACUUGCGUUUAUUUGCAUCAAGGUAGGGGUCAGGCCGGUGGUCAGGGAGCGUCUGUAGAGUACCAGAUCAUUAUGCUGAAAGACAUGCAUAACCAUUCCAUCGAUAUUUGCAAGAUUUUUCUCAUACUGCAAUUGCUUUGCAAGCAAUUUUCACAUAUUUGUGGGUAUAACAAAACUGAAUGUUGUAAAUGUUGCUGCCUUCAGCUAUAACUAAAAACAUUCCAGUAAACCUAUUUUUGACUGUAUAAGGGAAUGUGUAGUAAUUUUUUGGCACUUGGAUUAUGGAAAUGGGAAAUUUAAACAGUGUGAAAAGCAUAGUAUGGCAUCAUAAAACUGGAGAUAAUAAAUUAGAAAACAUCAUUGGAGUAUUUGAAAAUGACCAAAACAUAAAGCUACAAGUCAUGGUCCAGUCUGUUUUCAGCCUCCAAUAAGGACCAGUCCUAAUGUGACUAAAUGAAAUUCAUAGGUAACUUGUCCCCUAAUUUUCUUUUUGUUAAUAGCAUUCUUCUUUAACUUCAACUAGCCCUUUUACUGGGAGUGCUGAAAGUAGCAAAAUUAUCUGCUUAGAGUUUGUGAUUUUUGCAUUGCCUGGUUAUCUUCUGGGAAAAGCAUGUUACACAUACAAUCAAGUGUCAGAUUAGCUGACAGUAAUGACUAUAAAAAGUCAGGAUCCUAGCUAAUCAGUCAGUCACCAGCCAAAUGCUAGGGUCACCAUUAAUCUCAUUGUUUUUAUAAUGAUAAGUGUUGUUAACUUUAAAAUAUGCCAACUUUCUUGGGUUGUUUAAACAUGUGAAACUGCAUAGUUCUCUAGUGUGUGUGGCGGGGGAAGAAGUUUUAUAAAAUUGGAGCUUCUGCAGAAACUCGUGUACAUGGACAUCUUCACAAUGUAUAUAUAACUCUAAAUUUGAAAUAGGGUUGAUUAAAAGUACCAGUAUUUAAAU